AUGGCUUUUGCUAUUCGCCUUUUCCUACCAUUUUCUUUGUUAGUCAUCUUCUUGGCCAUCAAUCCCACCAUGAGCAACGCACAAAACACCACAGACGACAUGAUCAACAAAAUCUGUCGUUCAGUGGAAGACUACGGCUUCUGUAAACAAACCUUCGACGACAACUUGCUGUCCCCAGUGCCAGACAUCGUUGACUUGACCCACAUAACAAUACUACAGUCGUCGAGCAACGCGACCAAUACGCUUGAUUUCAUCCGAUAUCUUCUCCGAAACAUGACCAACGACGAUGCUUUGAAGAAAGCUCUCACAGAAUGCGAAGACGCCUACAGAUUGCUGGCGGGGUCUUUCCAGAAUGCAUUUUUGUUCUUCAACAGUAAAGAUUAUGAUGGCGUGUUGUUUGUUGAGAGGGGUACGCCUAGAGUGCAAGCCAGUUGUACGUCUACGUUCAACACUCCUCCUAAUCCUUUCAACCCAUUGGAUGAGAGGAAUAGGCAGAUGAGGAUCUUGAUUACCAUGGCUGUGGUUGCUGCAACUGAACUUACCUCCUAUUGA
Corylus avellana is the source of this 552-nucleotide messenger RNA. Its product is annotated as cell wall / vacuolar inhibitor of fructosidase 2-like. Gene Ontology annotation, biological process: negative regulation of catalytic activity. The record is from RefSeq and is a predicted model, not a curated record. NCBI's taxonomy places the organism in Eukaryota, Viridiplantae, Streptophyta, Magnoliopsida, Fagales, Betulaceae. Gene Ontology annotation, molecular function: pectinesterase inhibitor activity.